Suillus paluster is the source of this 2649-nucleotide messenger RNA. RefSeq lists its product as uncharacterized. The coding region runs from base 1 to 2649 and encodes 882 amino acids. The transcript has 10 exons. The record is from RefSeq and is a predicted model, not a curated record. Lineage: Eukaryota; Fungi; Basidiomycota; Agaricomycetes; Boletales; Suillaceae. Gene Ontology annotation, molecular function: protein binding.
AUGUCAGGCCAAGGUUCAGUCAUCGGAAAACUUGAAAAAUCAUGGGAUGAGCUGCUCGACCAUGAUAAUGAACCCUUCGACCUGUCCUUACCACCUUUUGAGGAUUUCUGCCCUUCUCUUACACUGAAGGUCACUCUCGUACAUCCUUGUGGACACGACGACAGUGUGCUACUUAAUCCAAUCAUUGAAUCCGAGAUUGCUCGGUGCACAGAUGCAGGCCACACACGACUUUCCAAGUACAUGAAGAGCACGAGUGGUGUCUCCCACCUGAAUGAUGCUGUGAACUAUUUUCAGUGGGUCCUGGCCCAGUGUCCGGUCGGUCAUCCUGACCGCGCUGCCGCUGUCACCGACCUCGCAUGGGCACGCCUUCAAGGUUAUAUUAGCAAGGAUCUCCAAUACAUCGACUCUAUAAUCUCUCUAUUCCGUAACGCCCUUGCAUUGCCAUUGAACUGGUGCUACAUCAAUGAAGGUAUUGUUAUCGAUAUCCACGAAUCUGCACAACUAUGCUGCGAGCUACUGCCCCUCUGUCCAGGAGGCACCUCCCUUCGUAGCGUUGGUGUAGACACUGCUAUCAAUUGUGUGGUCCGCAAAUGCAACAAACUUCCAGUGGACUCAUAUGAUGAAGGCAUCCACAUUGGGCGAAUCGUGCUCAAACUCUGUCCUCUGGGCUACAAACACCGUCGCAGUGCCCUCGACAACCUUUCGUGGGGACUCUGUGUACGCUUCCAACGCAGCGGCAGCAUUGUUGAUAUAGACGAGAGCAUAUGUCUUCGUCGUGAAACCGUUUCUCUGUGCUCUGAGGGACAUCCUUCUCGUGGAGACUACUUGAAUGAUUUGGCCUAUUCACUUGCAUGCCGCUUUUCACAGCAACACAAUUUUCAUGACCUUAACGAGGCCAUCUCUCUGUAUGAAGAUGCGCUGCGCCUGCCAUGCCAUGCAGGUUACGAAUAUCAUGGUGUAGCAUUGGAUAAUCUAGGGACCACCCUCCUCGACCGUUUUCAAGCAUACCAUGACAUACAUGAUAUCAACAAAGCCAUCAGCCUCCAUUGCGAAGCACUGACAUUUAACAGAUAUGGCGAUUUGCAAGCCGAGGAGGAUCUUAACGAGGCCAUCCAUCUCUACCGCGAAUCACUCAAGUUGAAACAGUCUGUCAAUUCACGACGACAUUUAACUCUCGCUAGUUUUGGCUCGGCUCUUUGCUUUCGCUUCAUACGAACUCAGAAUAAUGAACAUAUCGAGGAGCUUGUUGAUCUCUGCACAGAAACCCUGGAGGAUUUACCUGCACUGCACCAAAAACAGAUGGUUCUGCUACGAUUGGCUAUGGGACGCCUAUUUGUGUCGUUACCGGUGGAAAACUUCAGACUUGCAUCAACACACACUCAAGGCUUUCCAUACUACCGCAUGCGAACAGCCUUGGACCGGGUUAACCAAGCUGAGAAAUAUCAACACGAAUCUGCCCUGGAAGCGUACCACACAUGCUUAAAUAUUUUUGACCACUAUGCGAUAGCACAACCCUCGAUUAUCGCACGGCGCAAUGCUAUAACCGCUUUUCAUGGUUCACAAUCACUGCCAGUAAAUGCCGCAUCAUGCGCCAUUCGUUGUCAUGAUCUGCAACGAGCGAUUGAACUCGAGGAGUGGGGUCGCGGCCACCUUCCACUAGCUCAGAAACUCUUGGCGCUCAGCGAGUGCCUGUCUGAUGCUCAGGGUUCUGUUGUCAAUACAGACUUGGCUACUACUGCAACAGAGUACAAGAUACUUAUGACGCAAUGGGAAGCUGCAUUGGCCGAAACUCGAAAUCUUGACGAUUUCUCGCGUUUCUUGCUCCCACCGUCGUACGAAGACUUGCAGGCGGCAGCACGUCAUGGGCCAGUCAUCAUCCUCAUUACGAGUAUAUACUCGUGUGACGCUAUUAUUGUCCCAACGUCAGGGAAGCCCUGCCACGUUCCCUUCCCCUUCGCUCUCGUAGAUCUCGAGAUGCUCAAGAACGACUUUGCCAGAGAGAUGCGGCAGACAGCUCUUAUGGGCCCAACGGAGCCGAGGACAGAGUUGCGAGUACUCUUGCGGAGGGCCGAUCCCUCUGAGCGGGAACCAUGUCUCGAGGAUAUCUAUAUCUGCUCCUACACCCCAACACUUUCAGCUCUAAUCAGAGCUCAACAGACGAUGAAGGCGGAUCCCAAGGCAUCCUUCGUGGCGAUCGGACAAGGGGUACCGGGGGCAGGACAAUGCAAGCCGCUCAAUGUUGUCGACAGCGAGCUCGAGCUCGAAGCCACACAGGGGGGUGCGCUCGAAGCUUUGCGACACAAUACGUGGGUGCACCUCGCUUGUCAUGGCAAGCAGGACCACAACCAGCCUUAUUAUUCGCAUUUCGCGAUGAGAGAUAAACCGCUCACAUUGCUUGAUAUCAUGGAGAACGAUGCUCCACAAGCUGAAUUUGCAUUCUUAUCGGCGUGUCAUACCGCCGUUGGGGAUGAGCAGACGCCUGACGAAGUGGUCCACCUCGCAGCUGACGCUGUCGCAAAACAUGUCGUUGAAGCGUUCUAUGAGAAUAUGUUCAAGGAUUUGAAGGAUGGUGUCAUGGACUGUGCGAAGGCGGCCUCCGCACUCAAUGCGGCUAUGUAUGCGGUGAAGAAGAAGGUGCCGCUCGAGUAG